AUGACUUUGGUCCAUAUUGUUCUCUUCAAGUUUCGGCCUGAAGUCACCGAGGAGCAUAGGCGGAAAUUUGUCACAGAGCUCAAAAAGCUGAAGAACUUGUCUUGUGUGAAGGGAGGACGGCUGCUGGUCGGAGGGCCUAGCGUCACCGACCCCAUUGAGCGCAGCAAAGGCUUCCAGAUCUCUCUGGUUAGCUUCCAUGACAAUCUAGAAGCUCUGUCGGAAUACCAGGCCAGCCCAGAGCAUCACCAUGUUACCUCCACCUACAUGUUUCCUUACAAGGAAGACCUUAUGCGGUUUGACUUUGAGGUGGAUGACGAAGACGAGUAUAUGUGUGAUUUUCCAUUAUUGAGAUAA
Molecule: messenger RNA, 354 nt
Organism: Penicillium cataractarum
Lineage: Eukaryota; Fungi; Ascomycota; Eurotiomycetes; Eurotiales; Aspergillaceae
Product: Dabb family protein
Exons: 3
Coding region: 1-354 (117 amino acids)
Source: RefSeq, a predicted model, not a curated record